Molecule: messenger RNA, 988 nt
Organism: Arvicanthis niloticus (Nile rat)
Lineage: Eukaryota; Metazoa; Chordata; Mammalia; Rodentia; Muridae
Gene: Gsto2
Product: glutathione S-transferase omega 2
Biological process (GO): L-ascorbic acid metabolic process; glutathione metabolic process
Cellular component (GO): cytoplasm
Molecular function (GO): glutathione transferase activity; glutathione dehydrogenase (ascorbate) activity
Source: RefSeq, a predicted model, not a curated record
AGUGCUGUCGACUGUUGAGAAAUUCAGUUUGGGUCUGGAGGGAGCACAGCUAGCUGGAGCCAGCAGCAGCAGAGGCCCACAAGGCUGCGACUGUGAGCUUUCGGGUACUGCCUAGACACCUGGAAGAUUGAUGUCUGGGGAUUUAUCAAGAUGCUUGGCAAAAGGAAGCUGUCCCCCAGGGCCGGUCCCUGAGGGUGUGAUUCGAAUCUAUAGCAUGAGGUUCUGCCCCUACUCGCACAGGACACGGCUGGUCCUCAAGGCCAAAGGCAUCAGGCAUGAAGUCAUCAACAUUAACCUGAAAAACAAGCCUGAUUGGUACUAUACAAAACAUCCUUUUGGCCAAAUUCCUGUCUUGGAGAACAGCCAAUGUCAGCUGAUCUAUGAAUCUGUCAUUGCUUGUGAGUACCUGGAUGACGUGUACCCGGGAAGGAAGCUGUUCCCAUAUGAUCCGUAUGAACGAGCUCGUCAGAAGAUGUUAUUGGAGUUAUUCUCUAAGGUCCCGCAUUUAAGCAAGGAGUGUCUGGUAGCACUGCGAUGUGGAAGAGACUGUACGGAUCUGAAGGUUGCCCUGCGUCAGGAGUUGUGCAACAUGGAGGAGAUUCUUGAAUAUCAGAACACUACCUUUUUCGGAGGAGACUGUAUAUCCAUGAUUGAUUACCUUGUCUGGCCGUGGUUUGAGCGGCUGGAUGUAUACGGACUGGCUGACUGUGUGAAUCACACCCCGAUGCUACGGCUCUGGAUGUCCUCCAUGAAGCAAGACCCAGCUGUCUGUGCUCUGCACAUUGAUAAGAACAUUUUCCUGGGCUUCUUGAAUCUCUAUUUCCAAAACAACCCUUGUGCCUUUGAUUUUGGGCUGUGUCCUCCAAUCAUACGGUAAUCCAGGCAUUGACCAGGACUCUCAUGUCUGAUUCUGCAUCACAGGUCAUCUUGCGGGUGUCAGUGUAUGUGUUCUUUUUUUGAGGUCCCUAAUAAACAUGGAUGUGUAAAA